Penicillium alfredii is the source of this 528-nucleotide messenger RNA. Its product is annotated as putative GPI anchored cell wall protein. Bases 1 to 528 code for a protein of 175 amino acids. The record is from RefSeq and is a predicted model, not a curated record. NCBI's taxonomy places the organism in Eukaryota, Fungi, Ascomycota, Eurotiomycetes, Eurotiales, Aspergillaceae. The transcript has 3 exons.
AUGUUCUUCAAGAAGUCUGCUGUCGCCCUGGCCUUUGUGGCCCUCACCAACAUUGUUUCCGCCGGCCAGACCCCGGCCUGUCUUCUGUCGGUGAUUGGCAACACGCCCAACCCAGCCAAGCUGUCGGAUAUUUGCGGCUCGGACGCGCAUAAGAUUCAGUCUGCCAUCGAGAAGGAGUGCGGGGACAAGUCGGAUGCGGCCCUGAAGUUCUUCGCCAACACUUGCAAGGACGCCGGCCACAAAGUUGAGUCCUCGUCUACCACGAGCUCCACUUCUGGCACCUCCGCCAGCGCCAGCGGCUCGUCCACCAGCUUCGUUACCUCGGCUUCGGCUGGCGAGUCUUCUCCCACCUCUGGCUCUUCGAGCGGCGGCUCGAACACCAGUGGUGGCUCUGGCUCUGCGUCUGGUAGUGCUCCCUCUGGUGCGGCUUCUCCUUCGUCAAGCAGCGGUGCCGCCGUGUCUGACCGACAGUUCUCUGCGACCACUUUCGCUGCUGUCGUGUUUAUCGGUGCUGCCGCUGUGCUGUGA